Nerophis ophidion (straightnose pipefish) is the source of this 724-nucleotide messenger RNA. Its product is annotated as phosphatidylinositol-glycan biosynthesis class F protein-like. Bases 137 to 724 code for a protein of 195 amino acids. NCBI's taxonomy places the organism in Eukaryota, Metazoa, Chordata, Actinopteri, Syngnathiformes, Syngnathidae. Gene Ontology annotation, biological process: GPI anchor biosynthetic process. Gene Ontology annotation, cellular component: endoplasmic reticulum membrane. The transcript is spliced from 5 exons. The record is from RefSeq and is a predicted model, not a curated record.
UUUACGGAAGUCGAGGGGAAACCGUCAACGGACGCUUUUCUGCUCAUUCCUUGUUUGUUUUUUUUCAUUUGUAAAAUCUUAAAUUGACCUUUUUUUGUGUACUUUUCUAUAGUUUUCGACGCUCACGCUGACCGCAAUGUGGGACCACGAGAUCCGAGCCAUGGCGAGCACCCACGCCAUCAUCGCCGCGUCGGUGAUCGUGGCGACCGUGGUGCCCGCUGCUCUCCGACCGGGCUUCUCGGUGUAUGGAACCCACCUUCUGUGGCUCUACUCGGUGUCCGGGGCGGUCACCUCGGUCAGUGUCGCCAUCUUCUGGCUGCUCGGCAUCUCCCCGCCGACCAAGAAGCACACACUGGGAUACAAGCUGUCAAGGUUGUUCCGUUCCUGUUUGUACUUCUUCCUGUCCUGCUUGUUCUUCCACGCAGUCGUGGUUCUCUACGGCGCCCCGCUGAUCGAAUCGGCGGUGGAAACUUUCUCUCUGGCCGUGCUGCUGUCCUCCCUCACCACCCUGAGGUGUCUCUGCGUCCUCGGCCCCAACGUCCAGGCCUGGAUCAGAGUGUUCAGUCGCCACGGGGCCAUGUCCGUGUGGGACACCUGUCUCCAGAUCACUGUGGCCCUUACGGUGGUGGGAGCUUGGGUGGGAGCCUUCCCGAUUCCUCUGGACUGGGACAGGCCUUGGCAGGAGUUGGUACCGUAUUGGUUCAAAUGUGAACAUUACCAGUAG